AACACUUCUAAAGUGAAUCCUAUAAUAAAUACUACGGUAACUGAGUGCACUGUUUCUCAAAUGAAACAAUACUGGCUGAGCAGAAGACUCUGUUAAAUCAAUUUUGAAAAUAAUAAUAAUUAAGUAGCUAAGUAACUGUACUUUACAAAGUGAUCUAUAUUGUAUUUUUCCUCAAUUUUUCAGCUUUACCCACCGUUCACACCUAAAAUCGUUUAAGAAUUGCUUGUAAAAUCUACACCCUCGCACAGUAUGAUUUGGCUUGCAAUACUAUUAAUAUGUCCAUCGAUUUCACUGGCUUUCAACAUCCCCAAUACAAAUUUAUAUGGCGAUAGUCGCGAUCAGAGUGAUUUAAAUCAUCGUGGGGUGCCCACAACUGAAAUACCUGACAUUGAUGACGGUGAUGAUAGGUGUGUUGGGCGUAUCGAGAUGAUACGGUUUAGUACAGGGCCACAGGUAGGAACAGUACACCAUGAUAUAACAACAAUACAACUGAAUUCGUUUACCCAACCACAUCGGACGGAAGAAUCACUUCUCCGAAUGCCUCUUUACAAAGCAUACAAACAGCAAUCAACAAUCCGAAUUGAUAGUCCAACUUGUGACCAAACCGAUAUUGAAUUCAAAGGCUUCUCAAUAAUUGCGAAAGGAAAUAAGCCCAAACCGUUCAACGCAAGAGUCUCAAUGCAACGGCAGUUCAAUUCAAACGACCGUCAUAAUGAGAAACUCAGCUUAUACGCAUCGAAUGGGACAACGUAUGAAAAUUGUUAUGGAUUUAUUCAAUAUUUGAGAAUACUUCAAACGGAUGAACAAGAGCCAGAUGCUAUAACAGUAGUAAAACUCCAUAACGAGGAGCUUACACACUACACAUUGAUUCCACACCAUCGCGAAUUAAUAAUGGAUGCAUAUUUCUAUGGCUACGAAGUACAACUCUUAACCAAUUCUUGUACAGAUAGCGAUGAUCGUGGCUUUGCUUCAUUUCGAAUUAUCCGACAAGAUGUACCGUAGUGCUGGAAGUAAAUCAAAGAAAGAAGACGAAAAUUCAGCCGUAAAAUUGCAUAAUAAACAGAAUAAAUUGAAUCAAAAUCAAAAUAAAUGAUUAAAUAUACCUAAAUGAAUACUAAGGUGGUCCGAAGAAGGGUCAGUUUUUUCGUGUUUCGCGAAGCUUUAUCGCCAAUUUGACUCGGAAAGAUUGGAUUUGAGUGGUCAAAAUUUUGUGGUUUCACUUCAACAGAAUACAUCUAGAAGUGUAUCCAUUGAUAUGUCUAAUCAGUACAUUUCUUGAAAUGAUCAAUAAUAAUUUGGAGGUGCAUUCGUUUCAACCAGAAAUUUUGCUUUAUGAUGCAGAAAAAUCAAUUUUAUUCGGUGAUGAUGCAAAUUGCAAAAUGGUUUUAACAGUAAACUAACACCAAAAGUAAUUUAUUUCUCACACUAUUACUAGUAAUGUUUGGCUUAAUUUUGAUGUUAUCAUUGCAAUAAACCCACAGCUCAUUCAGUAAUUGCUAAGCUAAGCAUUAUCUCUGACAUUUUAUUUGAACAUAUUUUUCUCUUUAGUCUCCAAUUUCGAACGUUUGAAAAAAAAGAACAAAGAACUUGCUCCAGAUUUCACAACUUGUUUUUAAAAAAAAAACGGUAGUGACGGAUUUUCUGGUGCGUAGUGAUAAGUACAGUUUUUGAUUUAUUGCAUACUUGAUCGUCAUUGCGAUAUUUGAAAAUUCUGUUCGGGCAGUUUGCUAUAUAUAAAAUUUAAUUAUAACGGUUGUUAAGUAACAAAUAUUUCAAUAUUCCGAUGGG
Messenger RNA from Sitodiplosis mosellana (orange wheat blossom midge), 1788 nucleotides. RefSeq lists its product as uncharacterized. The record is from RefSeq and is a predicted model, not a curated record. Bases 250 to 1002 code for a protein of 250 amino acids. Lineage: Eukaryota; Metazoa; Arthropoda; Insecta; Diptera; Cecidomyiidae. The transcript is spliced from 4 exons.